This is a messenger RNA of Frankliniella occidentalis (western flower thrips), 1929 nucleotides long. RefSeq lists its product as uncharacterized. The record is from RefSeq and is a predicted model, not a curated record. The transcript has 7 exons. NCBI's taxonomy places the organism in Eukaryota, Metazoa, Arthropoda, Insecta, Thysanoptera, Thripidae. The coding region runs from base 151 to 1929 and encodes 592 amino acids.
ACUGCUUGCCUACAGCGACCCGUACGCCUACAACGCGGUCCUGUGCUAUACGCUCCGGAACCGAAGGCUCCCAAGGUGGCAGUACCCUUUCCGAGUGAUAUCGGUAAAGGUGUGGGCCAGCCUCAUAGGCCUACUAGUCGUGUAACGGCCAUGCAGCACUCCAACAGCCGGGGCUUCGUGGCCAACACCAUGACCGCGGCGGGCGUGCUCUGGGAAGGCAACCCCAGCCCACACACGUACACCGGACGUACCGCCCUCUACGUCUUCCUGUGGACCCUCUUCUGUCUCCACUUCAACCCAGCCUACCGAGCAGCACUGGCCAUGGCAAACGUCCACUCUCUGGAGGAACCAGGACCGACCGAACUAGAUGACGUAAAGCGGGUCAUUGUGUCGUCAGCUGAUUCAAUACCCCUGGUGAAGGAAUAUCCCAAACUCAAUAAGUUAUUGCACCUUGUUGAGUUUUGCAAGGGACCUUCAAGCUGUGCUAAAGAGUUUAGGCGCGAUAUGAAGAACUCGGCCCUGAUCAUAUCAGGAUGGACGUACUGGUGCUAUAAACGAAUCCUCCUGGUGGACGAAGAUGGACGAUCCCUCCUCAAAGACCAGAACGAUCCACUAGCGGCCUUCCACAUCAGUGCCCUGAUCGCGAGGGACUCGCCCAUCGCGGUGACGCUGAACCGCAUCAUGGCCAUCGUAUGGCAGUCGGGGAUGAUCAAAACGUGGGGACUUGACCACCGCAGGAAAAUACAGAGCCUUCGCUGGAUCCAGAUGAAGGUCGAUCUGAUCGUCGUUAUGCUGGGGACUGCUGGGACGGACAUUUACAACACCACGGUCAUUGCGAGCUCGACACUGGGAGCCUUCAAGCACCGCACGCCUAUCCUCGUCAUCCACACAGCUGAGCUGGAGCCGGGCGGCGAACCAGAAGGCCGCGCGGACGUGGACACGAUCGUCGCGGCGCUCCGGGUCACGGGCUGGAUGCACACGAUCAUCGCGGUGCAGAGGCACACCGGCAGCCGCCUGCAGAAGGUGCCGGUGUACCUGUCGCAGCCCGGGUUCGUCCCGGGGGCGCGCUGCGGCUUCGGGCCCUCCACGACGACGCUGGCGUUGACGUGGUCCGAGGGCGCAGCCCUCGGCGAGGACGCCGUCCGCUUCCUGGAGCCUCGCAGAAAGGUUGCGUUUAACGGCUGCGAUGUCCUCGUGGCACCGUUAUAUGGGUCCCCGUUCGUGUUCUUUGGAACGGAGGGCGAGGUGCGGGGCCUCGACAUCGAACUGGUUAACUACUUCGCAGAGGACAGUAACGUCACCGUGAUAUUCCUGCCUGUGAAGACGGCCGCAGACGUUAACAAAAGAGUCAACAGAUGGGAUCGGCUGCGGUACACGGCCGAGCAGAAAAAGGAUAUUGGCAGCAUCUACCAGGAUUUCGAUCGGGCCGACGUGGUGGUAGGCGGCCUGUUCCCCACCAUAGAGCGCUCGAGUGCCUUCGAUCUUACAGCACCGUACUGCCAGGACACGAUCUACGCCUACGUCACGGCCAGGAUGCCCAUGGCUGCCUGGCGGUACCCGUUUGGCGUCCUGAGGAAAAGGGUGUGGGCUGCGGUGUUUGGAACUAUGUUGCUUCUAGUUGUGGUGCUGUGGGUGGCGGGGGGUGGCAGUGGACUCGAGAACACCAUCAUCCUCUACAGCAUCCUCUCCGACGGCGACCCGAAGCCCAAGAUGACCUCGAGAACCAAGCAGUUCGUGGGACUGGUCUUCCUGUGGACCGUCUUUUGCAUGCACUUCAAUUCAGGCUACCGCGCUAGCCUAGCCAUGGCCUCCAUCAACCCCAUGGGCACACCAGGUCCCAAGAGCAUCCUGGACGUAAAGGUAAGCGGGCACCAUCUCGCCGAACCCUGUCCUGCUCAGACAAGAACUUCGUAUGCUUGCAGAGAAUAG